Syzygium oleosum is the source of this 1182-nucleotide messenger RNA. Its product is annotated as exopolygalacturonase-like. The record is from RefSeq and is a predicted model, not a curated record. The coding region runs from base 1 to 1182 and encodes 393 amino acids. Gene Ontology annotation, molecular function: polygalacturonase activity. Gene Ontology annotation, biological process: carbohydrate metabolic process. The transcript has 4 exons. NCBI's taxonomy places the organism in Eukaryota, Viridiplantae, Streptophyta, Magnoliopsida, Myrtales, Myrtaceae.
AUGGGCUUGCUAAUGCUCAUGCUUAUGUCGGCACUCGCUAUGAAUCAAGCACAAGCACAACAUGUCUUCAAUAUCAAAGAUUUUGGAGCAGUUGGUGAUGGAAGGACUGACACUAGCAAAGCUUUAUCUGAUGCGUGGAGUGGAGCUUGUCACUCCAAAGGGACCAGUGUCGUCUUAAUCCCAAGAAGGACUUACCUGUUGGGUCCAGUGCUGCUCGCGGGUCCCUGCAAUGGCGCGAUAGAAUUUCAGAUCAAAGGGGGUCUGAGGGCUUUUAGUAGCCCUCAACUCGGUAUCGACCAUUGGAUUUCAUUCCAGUACAUUGACAAGCUGACGAUUACCGGAGGAGGAUUGCUUGAUGGCCAAGGAGCUGCUUCUUGGCCGUAUAAUGACUGCAGCAAAAACCCCAAUUGCAAGGCACUCCCAGUGACAAUGAGAUUUAGUUUCGUAACGAAGGCGUGGAUUCACAAUGUGAUAUCUCUCAACAGCAAGAAUUUCCAUUUCAAUCUUUUCUCCUGCAAAGACAUGACCUUUGAGCAUGUUACCAUAAUAGCUCCAAAGGACAGCCCAAAUACUGAUGGAAUCCACAUGGCUCUCUCUAGCUACAUUUUCAUCCGAGACUCGGGCAUAGGCACUGGAGAUGACUGCAUAUCUCUCGGGCCUGGAAGCGAAAACAUAAACAUGACAGGUAUCACUUGCGGGCCCGGGCACGGUGUAAGUGUCGGGAGCCUCGGGGCUAUGGCAAAUGAACCGCGUGUAAAUUCAGUGUUCUUAGGGAGCAGCACCUUCACGGACACUAUGAAUGGCGUGCGAAUCAAAACGAAGGCUACCUCAUACCCAGGCGCUGUUUCAGACAUCACCUUUCAAAACAUCAUUGUCAACAAAGUCAACAACCCAAUAAUCAUUGAUCAGCAAUACUGCCCGUCAAAACAAUGUCGGCUCCAGAUCAGCGACGUUAGGUUCAGAAACAUCAGAGGCACUUCAAGUUCGUUAGUUGCAGUUAAUAUUAAUUGCAGCCCAGCUGUUCCAUGCACGGGCAUCGAACUUAGAGACAUCGACUUGGAGUAUGGUGGAAGAGAACGAAAAGCAUCAUCAGUUUGUGCAAAUGCGAAGGGUGCCUCUUAUGGCAAACAAAAUCCUCCCUCGUGCUUGAAAAGUUCUCUUCACAACAUCCGCUUAAUCUAG